ACAAUAUAGAAAUAGAGCGCACACCCUUGCUAAAAAGUCCUAAAACCCUAGACUCACUACUUCUGGAUACCUCUGUUCAUGGCAGCUUCAGAGGCUUCGAUGGAGGCAGAGGAGGUGAAGGUUCCGGCCGAGGAUAGCGACAAUGGCGCCGCGAAGCGCUCUAGAGAGGAGGAUGUGGAGGCUGAGCCGGAGGAGAAGAGAACGAAAACCGAGAAUGGCGCUGGAGAAGGAGAGCCAAUAGCCGCUGAGUUGGUUGUUGGACCGAAAACUUUCGAUACCUCUGUUGCUAUGUUUGAUUAUUUCUUUAAGCUUCUUCAUUCCUGGUCUCCCAAUUUUAAUGUCAAUAAGUAUGAGCACUUGGUGUUGCUAGAGUUGCUCAAGAAAGGUCAUGUAGAGGCCGACAGAAAAAUUGGCGCAGGUGUGAAAGCUUUCCAAGUCCGCUUCCAUCCCCAGUUCAAAAGUCGCUGCUUCUUCCUCAUAAGGGAGGAUGACUCUGUUGAUGACUUCAGCUUCAGAAAAUGUGUGGAUCACAUUUCUCCAUUGCCGGAAAACAUGCAAGUCAAACACAAUGCCAAUAAGGCGUUGCGUGGAAAAGGAGGAGGCCGUGGGCGCGGCGGCGGCCGUGGACGUGGCAGAGGUUGGAAGUGAAGAAAUACUAAUUUAGGUACAACGUUUUUGUGGUUGUUAAAAAAACUCAAUGCAUAUUGUUCUCUACUCUUCUUUAUGCUCCAGAAUUUUCAUUAACAUGUGCAAUUUAUUGAUAUAUUUUUGCUUCA
Messenger RNA from Salvia splendens (bonfire salvia), 776 nucleotides. RefSeq names its product protein EMBRYO DEFECTIVE 514. The transcript has 2 exons. The record is from RefSeq and is a predicted model, not a curated record. Gene Ontology annotation, biological process: chloroplast organization; chloroplast rRNA processing; nucleologenesis. Gene Ontology annotation, cellular component: nucleus; chloroplast. Bases 79 to 648 code for a protein of 189 amino acids. NCBI's taxonomy places the organism in Eukaryota, Viridiplantae, Streptophyta, Magnoliopsida, Lamiales, Lamiaceae.